Monodelphis domestica (gray short-tailed opossum) is the source of this 1845-nucleotide messenger RNA. RefSeq names its product zona pellucida binding protein (gene ZPBP). The record is from RefSeq and is a predicted model, not a curated record. Lineage: Eukaryota; Metazoa; Chordata; Mammalia; Didelphimorphia; Didelphidae. Gene Ontology annotation, biological process: acrosome assembly; binding of sperm to zona pellucida. Gene Ontology annotation, cellular component: zona pellucida receptor complex; acrosomal vesicle; extracellular region.
AUGACCCAGAACAAUGCCUGCUGCUGCUCUCAUAUCGUUCCCCUCUGCUAUACCUCCAGUGGCUGGAGCCAGAAGUCUUGGACACCCCUCUACCUUCAGUUUCACCAGGCCCAGCACCCCUGCCACUGCCAGCCCCCUGUCCUCAGCCAUCUGCCCCACCAGGGCCAGUCUCCUGAAUUUAGUCCCUUAUUCCGUCUCCAUCCCACCUUUAGUUUUGCAGAGGCCACGCCCCCUCCCGCUCCUAGCGCCUGCGCACUGUGCAUUCCAUGGGCGCAGUCGCAAACAAGUUGCGAGGCGGCGUUCGAGCUCCAUAGUAACGAUGUCCUCGGGCAUGGGCUAGUAGUAGGUGCUGCUGGGAUGGAGAAUGCCCCUCGGGUCUGGUUGUGGCGAAAUCGGGACUACGGCUCCCAGUUCUUUCCUCCCUUUUCCCUUCUCCUCUUCUUCUUGCUUCUCCAAAAGCCCCCUUCAAUUGGAUAUUCCUAUUCUGAACGGCUCUCAAGACAGGCCACUGGGAAUACAGACAUAGUGAAAAUAGUAGGAUCAACAAAUGCUCCAGUCAAAAUAUAUGUCAAGGUGAAUCACGUCAGUCCUCAUUUACUAUGCAUAGACAAAAGGCUGCGCAAUUUAGAGUUGAUAGACCCAGUUUUCCACUGGAUUGGACCAAGUGGUAAAACUGUCUCAGAAAACUCCUAUCUAAAAAUAACAACAACAGGAAGCCUUAUAUUCUAUAACUUCAAAAAAGAUAUGAGUGGAGUUUAUACUUGCUCCCUUUCAUAUAAACUUACAGUAGAAGACAUGGAAAAAACUGUUCAACUAGAAUACACUAUAUAUGCUUAUAUAGCUUCUAAUUUUUACUACGAGUUCACAGCUCGAUAUCAUUCUGCACCAUGCAAUAAUAUUUAUAAUACAGCUUUUGAGAAGAAGUUGCUUCAGAUUUUGAGUAAAUUAAUUGCAGAUCUUUCCUGUGAAGUAACAUUAGUCAAGUCUGAAUGUCAUCAUGUUAAAAUGCAGAGAGCUGGUAUACAAAACGAAUUGUUCUUCACAUUUUCAGUUAUCGCCAUAGAAAAGGGAACAAAAGGAACUGGUGCAUGCACAGAUUCUUCUUGUGAUUCUUCUAACAGACUAAAUAAGGCUAAAAGUCUCAUCAAGAGGUUUUUUGUCCAUCAAGUAGAAGUUCUGGGAAAGCGUUCAGAGCCACUUCCUGAGAUAUACUUUAUUGAAGGUACUCUGCAAAUGGUGGGGAUUGAUCGUUGCAAUCCAGGAUAUGGAAUAAAUGCUUUGAUGCAUCCAGAUUGCCCUGAAUGUUGUGUGAUCUGUACCCCUGGAACCUAUAACCCACACAUUGGAAUUCACUGCCUUCAGUGCAACAGGAGCCACACAUUUGGAGCAACAAAAUGCUAAAGUACCAUUAUUUUAUGCUUCUUAACACUUUAAUAAAUUUUAAAAGUUAAAAUAUAUCCAGUACUUUGCAUAAGUAAAAUACGUUUAUUAAAAAAAGAAUGUGAGUCAUCAUUUUAAUCAAGUGUUUCAAUAUGGAAAUGCAAAUUCUCUACUAAGACUGUAAAGGGCAAAGUUCCCAAUUUAUUAAUAUAAUUUAUUUAUUUUAGACUUAAGGGUAAAAUGUAUCCACACCAUGUCCCGCAUCACUGUGAUUCAAAAAUAUACUAGAAUAUGUUAUAUUCUCCAUUUAUCCCUUUCAUGAAAAUAAACUAAAAAGAUUUAAAAAUUUUGGCACAAAAACAUUGUGAAUGAAAAAUGAAUUGUAAUUCAGAAGAUCUGAAUUUUUGUCCUGGUACUGCCACCUAUUGACUGUGUGAACUUUGGGCAAAUUCCUGCAUCUUUCUG